AUGAUCCGAACGUCGAUCACCUGGUUAUUCGCCAGAGAUCCUUCGAAAUUAAUAAUUGUUGUUGGUAAUGGUACUUCAUCUUCAUGUAAUCAAAACAGUCUUUCAGCUGCGUUUCUCAAGGGUGGUAUCAUUGCAUUUAAUUGUGGUGGACAACUAGUGAUUGUCGCUAUCAAUAUUGAAUCACAAAUAUCAAAAGCUUUACGUGGAGGCGAUACUACCAUAAAUCUGGCUACUGGGAAUGGUGGCGCAAUCAGCUCUGACGGAAGAGGAAGAAAUAAUACGAUAUGUGGAAUCAAAUUGACGGAAAACCAAGCAAAUAAAUAUGGUGGCGCAUUUUUUCGUGUAUCAUAUAAUGGAGAUGAACAAAACAAUUUCGCUGCAGUUUUGGUAGAUAAUAAUUUCAUUACGAAAACUGAAAAUGGACUAGCCGCAGAUAGUGCCGGUGGAUUAUCUUUGGCUAAUGAGAAGCCUGUAACAUUGAACAGGGUUAAUGUUUUGGACAACAAAGCAUAUACAGGUCUAGGUGCUGCAGCAUUUAGUUUCUGUAGUACAUUAGGAACAUUUUCAAAUUCAGUCAUCACCAAUAAUAUUGUAGGUAAUCCAUGA
Rotaria socialis is the source of this 606-nucleotide messenger RNA. The record is from the annotation of a GenBank genome assembly. NCBI's taxonomy places the organism in Eukaryota, Metazoa, Rotifera, Eurotatoria, Philodinida, Philodinidae.